GCUAACGUCGCUGCUCUCCUCGUUUAUUUGACUACGCUAGUGACGCGUCGCUGGCUGUCAGCUUUCUGCUCAGCGGCUAACGGCUAGCUGCGGCUAGCUGUAUCCGACUGAGCAGAGCACCGCCUUCACAAACGCCUACUUACGCCAGCUAUUAACAUGCCCCUGCGGGGUGGUGAGGGUGGGUAGUCAAUUAUAAAGGCGUCCCGGGUCUUAGCAAGUUUAUGGAGGCAUUAAUAGCGCGAGUUCAUGUUGCUAACUUCGCUGGCUAGCUCACCGUGCCUCUCCCUAUGGUAACCAGGCUGUCUGUGUGAGCGAGGAUAAAACCACUUAAUGUCAGCUCUCUCGUAUGCUUCUCCCCCACGUUAAAGGGACUAUUAUAUUAUAUGCAGAUCCGAGUGCAACACGUUGAGGUCAACUCUGGGUAAUGCUGCCGGGGUGUCAACUUCUGCUGCAUCGGCAGACUAGCAAAAACCAGAUAAAGGUGGAUCUGGUGGAUGAGAACUUCACAGAACUUAAAGGGGAGAUCGCAGGACCACCUGACACACCAUAUGAAGGAGGUAGAUAUCAACUAGAAAUUAAAAUUCCAGAGACGUAUCCAUUCAAUCCACCAAAGGUGCGGUUUAUCACAAAGAUCUGGCAUCCUAACAUCAGCUCAGUCACAGGUGCAAUAUGUCUGGACAUUCUUAAAGACCAGUGGGCAGCAGCUAUGACACUGAGGACAGUCCUCCUGUCGCUACAAGCCUUAUUGGCUGCUGCAGAACCAGAUGAUCCACAAGAUGCAGUGGUAGCCAAUCAGUACAAGCAGAACCCCGAGAUGUUCAAACAGACCGCGAGGCUCUGGUCUCACGUCUAUGCAGGCGCCCCCGUCUCAAGUCCGGAGUACACACGCAAAAUAGACAAACUCUGUGCCAUGGGCUUUGAAAAAAAUGCAGUUAUAGUGGCGUUGUCGUCGAAAUCCUGGGACGUGGAAACGGCGACAGAGCUACUGCUCAGUAACUGAAUCUUGGCACCAUCUUCCUCCUGAUCCUUGCCCCACGCCCUCUCUCUUCUGAGUCCCUGGAACCCCCCCCCCAUCUAUCCCCUCUGUGUGGCAUCUCCCUCCCUGAUCAUCACCCACUCUGUACAAAAGUCCAAUCAGUCGCUCUGUGAGCUCCUAUAUCUGGUUUCCUCAAGUUCAUUCAACUCAUUGAUACAAUCAGAACGUCUGCCACACCGUCACACCUUUUUGAAGCAAAUUUCGGACCCCGCCCUCCACUCUCCCAGCUUUUCGGCUGUCAGCGGCUUAUCCUUGCCUAUGCAGUGCAUUUACUUUCAUUUGAGAAAACCUUUUGUAGGAGCAAGUCCAGCAUUUUGAGGAGGGUCUUUUGGACCUGAUCAUUAUUUUUCCGCCUGUUUUAUAAAGAGUGAUUGAGACAAGUUCUAGAUGAAAGAAAGUUCUAUGUACCUCUUUAUGGUUGAGUGUUCAACAUCACUUGAUCACUCAUGACAUUCACAAUCAACAUUUUGAGGGAACUCUAAACUCUCAUUUUUGGUCCCCUCAGAAUCUAUAUUUUGUGCCAUCACCUGGGUUUUUUUGGCGGGGCACUGCAAUCUUUUUUUUAUUUUAGGUAGAAUGUGGAUAUUCAAAUAUAUAUGUGCUGUAAAGUAAAUAAAGUGCGCUGGGUAGCAAACUGUUACCGUGUUCUACAGACACUGCAGAAAGAGGCGUAUUGCUGUACAGGAACAAGCUCAUAAGAGUCCCAGAGGUGUUCACGUUGUAGCCACACUCCAUUUUCAUGAACAUAUUUCCCUGCUUCAGCUGUCUGACAAACCCAAAGCACUCGCGCCGAACUCCAGCUUCAAUCCCUACACCUGUUCAUGGCUCAAUUCACCUGUCCGUUUCCCUGCAUUUUAAAUGUUUUUUUAUUUGCUUCUGGUCUCCUGCAGGAAUACAUUUGAAUUCUUGUUUUUAAACAAACAAAUCAAAACAUGUUCACCAGUUAUACAACCUGUGAGCGGUCUGGAUGGAAAAAUAGUUCAAAAUGAGUUUGAAAAAUAUUGCGUCAUAAAUACACCAACAGACAUAUGUCAAAAUGAUUAAUCUGUAAAUAAAGAUAUUGAAGUCUGUGUAAAGUAA
Messenger RNA from Pungitius pungitius (ninespine stickleback), 2116 nucleotides. RefSeq names its product ubiquitin-conjugating enzyme E2Ka (UBC1 homolog, yeast) (gene ube2ka). The coding region runs from base 425 to 1000 and encodes 191 amino acids. Gene Ontology annotation, biological process: protein polyubiquitination; proteasome-mediated ubiquitin-dependent protein catabolic process. The transcript is spliced from 7 exons. Gene Ontology annotation, cellular component: nucleus. Gene Ontology annotation, molecular function: protein binding; ubiquitin conjugating enzyme activity. The record is from RefSeq and is a predicted model, not a curated record. Lineage: Eukaryota; Metazoa; Chordata; Actinopteri; Perciformes; Gasterosteidae.